AAGCACGGUAAAGACGAUUUGGAACGCACUCUGUUGAAUUACGGUACCGUUGUUUAUAAUGUGUUUAUUUCACAAACGAACUCAGAUGAGAGUUGCAGGGGCCAGGUGGGCGUGAAAGCUCUUUAUCAGUUUGCCUUUGAAGUCGCCGGGGUCAUUUUUGAGAUAAUCGCGUUAAACUGGUUUAAAUCACAUGCUGCUAUCAGCCUCCACCACACCAGAGCUCAGAAAGCGUAGAGAAAAACACUAUCUCAUUCACGCCGCUGAUUUAAAAGAAAAACAAUAGAUUUCUGCGGCGAUGGAUUUUAUAACGGAGGAACAAAUUCAGAAGUACCGGCAGGAUGGGUACCUGGUGCUGGAAGGGUUCUUUAGCCCAGAGGAGUGCGAUGCCUUGCGGGAGCGGAUGGCGGUGAUCGUGGAGAGAAUGGACGUGCCGCUGCAUUGCCGAACAGAGUUCUCCACUGAACAAGAGGAGCAGCUAAAGACCCAGGGCAGCGCAGAUUAUUUCAUGUCAAGUGGAGACAAGGUCCGCUUCUUCUUCGAGAAAGGAGUUUUUGACAGUCAAGGCGAUUUUCUGGUGCCAAGAGAGCGUUCUGUGAAUAAAAUAGGACAUGCACUUCAUGCCUCUGAGCCGGUUUUUAAAAAUGUCACACAUUCUCCAAAAGUCCAGGAAUUGUCCAGGAAGCUGGACUUCAAGCAGCCAGUGGUGGUUCAGAGCAUGUACAUCUUUAAGCAACCUGGAAUUGGUGGUGAAGUGACCCCUCACCAGGAUGCCACGUUCCUGUACACUGAGCCCCUGGGCAGGGUGAUGGGAGUCUGGAUUGCUCUGGAAGAUGCCACCGAGGAGAACGGCUGCCUGUGGUUCAUCCCAGGGUCUCACAAAACUGGGAUUACCCGGCGGAUGGUCCGCACUCCUGAAGGUACCUUCCCUCGCACGCAGUUCAUCGGCUCAGAGAGAACCUAUGCAGAUGAGAAGUUUGUCACGGCUCCGGUAAAGAAAGGUAGCCUGAUCCUGAUCCACGGGGAAGUGGUCCAUCGCAGCGCAAUGAACUCCUCCAAUCACUCCCGGCACGUCUACACCUUCCACAUCAUGGAGUCUGAAAACACACGCUGGAGUGCGGAGAACUGGUUACAGCCAACCCAGGAGCUCCCUUUCCCUUCCCUCUACACCUAAAACUUUCCACCACCUUCCCAGCGGUUACAGCGAAAGCAGUGCAGUUCCUAUUCAGCAUCGUGGAAACACCACCCCAGUUAUUUAAAUUAUUGACCCUUUGCAGUUUAAACUUUGACAUUAUACUGAUUUUAAAAAAGGUUUUAGUCAGGUUUGCUCAUACAAACAGAGCAGGGGGACAGAAAAUAUUGGGUUCAUAAUAUCCCACCUUGUCAUACACACAAAUAAUUGGAGAGCAAGGCUGAGUGCAGAUUUACACCACCAUGCAGUAUCCACAGCAGACACUGUAUACAUAUGUGUUUUAUGUUUGCCCAAUGUCCAUUAUUAUUAAUAUUAUUAUUCUAAUUAAAUGUAACUUUUCUAUACCGACUAUAGAUUUUUUAAUCUUUGUUUUCUGUGUACAUCGAUCUCUUGCCCAUUGAAAGUGAAAUAAACAUGAACUGCUUCA
Molecule: messenger RNA, 1616 nt
Organism: Acipenser ruthenus (sterlet)
Lineage: Eukaryota; Metazoa; Chordata; Actinopteri; Acipenseriformes; Acipenseridae
Product: phytanoyl-CoA dioxygenase domain-containing protein 1-like
Exons: 11
Coding region: 296-1171 (291 amino acids)
Source: RefSeq, a predicted model, not a curated record